AUGUUCAGGCAGACCAAGCGCAGAACCGCCGGCCGCAGAAACUUCGAGGACGUGGCCGUGUACGCAGACGCGUCCAGGGAGCUCCUCUACCCCUCGCGCCUCUCGUUGUACGACACCCCGCCCACCGAGGAAAUCACCUUGGAGCAGUUCGAGUCCUGGGCCAUCGACCGCUUGAAAGUGUUGAUCGAAAUCGAGUCGUGCUUGGCGCGCGCCAAGACGUUCAAGGAGACCGAGGCCAUUGUGCGCCCGCUUUUGCUGCGGUUCUUGCCCCUCUCGCCCCUGGCCCCCACGGCCGCGUUGGACCAGGCCCGGCUGGCCGAGCGCCGCAAGGACUACUACUCGCACUACACGUUGAGAUUGGUGUUCUGCCGCACCGAGGAGCUCCGCAGGAAGUUCGCCCGCAACGAGGCCACCUUGUUCAGGAUCCGGUACGCCAUGCUCCAGCCCGCGGAGCAGCGCGAGUUCGCGCGUCUCAACGCCGCCAGGUUGGCCUGGGACUACAUUUCCGACGACGAGAAGCUCGCGUUGCUUGACUGCUUGUACGCGGCCUCCGGGCCCACCAUCCGGGCCGUGCUCUCCGCCGAGCGCGCCGGCGAUUCCUCGUUCAGCCUUACGCCGGAGCAGCUCAGACUGCACAUCCGCGAGAAGGAAUCCUUCGUCAAGUUGCCCUUCGAAAAGGUGCCGCAGUUGGUGGCGCUGCGGCAGGUGUACUUGAGCCGCGGCUCGGCGUACAUCCCGGCCGUGCUCCAGGCCAGCCUCUUGCAGGGCGUCUUCCAGGACCUGCUCGCCGAGGCCCUCGUCAAGACGCUCCGCGCGCUCCCGCGGCUCGAGGAGGACGACCGCUUGCUUCCGCUCCUCAACAACCUCUCCCGGAACUUCUCCAGCGUGCAGUACGAGGCCUCCGGCGACCCGGCCCAGGCGUCCGACAUCACGGCCGCGUCCGUGUCCACGCCGCAGAUCAACAGGCACUACCCGCUCUGCGCCACGCAUCUCCAGCGCAACUUGAAGCUCAACUCGCACUUGAAGUACGACGGGCGCCAGCAGCUCGGCUUGUUCUUGAAGGGCAUCGGCCUCAACGCCGACGAGGCCUUGAAGUUUUGGGCCAACGAGUUCACCAAGACCGGCAAGAUCAGCAUGGACGCGUUCAACAAGGAGUACCGCUACAACAUCCGCCACAUCUACGGCUUGGAGGGCAGCCGCGUCAACUACAAGCCCUACGACUGCAGCACCAUCUUGGCGAAAAAGCGCCCGCAGCGCGGCGAGUUCCACGGCUGUCCCUACAGAGACUUGCCGCCUGAGCUGCUCGUCGGCAACUUGAACGACUUGGGCAUCACGGACCAGCACGACAUCAACAACAUCCUCGAGGACGUCAACAAAAACAGCUUCACCGUGGCGUGCACCAAGGUCUUUGAGAUCACGCACAAGCUGCAGAUGGCGCGGGCGGCGAAGCCCGAGAACCUCCACAUCACGCAUCCCAACCUCUACUUCGACCGCUCGCGGCAGUUGGAGAAGAACGAGACCAAGGCCAAGGCGCCCGGCCACACUUGA
This is a messenger RNA of Metschnikowia bicuspidata var. bicuspidata NRRL YB-4993, 1548 nucleotides long. It is a transcript of the gene PRI2, whose product is annotated as DNA primase subunit. The coding region runs from base 1 to 1548 and encodes 515 amino acids. NCBI's taxonomy places the organism in Eukaryota, Fungi, Ascomycota, Pichiomycetes, Serinales, Metschnikowiaceae. The transcript has a single exon. The record is from RefSeq and is a predicted model, not a curated record. Gene Ontology annotation, biological process: DNA replication, synthesis of primer. Gene Ontology annotation, cellular component: alpha DNA polymerase:primase complex.